This is a messenger RNA of Peniophora sp. CBMAI 1063, 2466 nucleotides long. NCBI's taxonomy places the organism in Eukaryota, Fungi, Basidiomycota, Agaricomycetes, Russulales, Peniophoraceae. The record is from the annotation of a GenBank genome assembly.
AUGCCAGACAAACACAUAGACAAACCCCAGUAUGAGGACCCAGCGGACCUGAUAUGGGAUACGUACCUGCAGGCGUCUAAGGAUGAGGACGCCGCGCGACCGAAGAAUUGGGAGGGCAGUACAACAGGCAUCCUUACCUUUACCGGUCUAUUCGCUGCGACCGUAGCGGCGUUCAUCGUCGAGAGCUACUACAAGCUCCUCUCCGUCGACUCUGGAGAUCAGACCGUCCAACUCCUCUCGCAGCUCCUUGUCGCGACCGCGAACGCAUCCUCGGGCCUUCCAAUCGUCAUCACGACACCCGAACCGUUUUCUACUCCACCCUCGGCCAUCGCUACGAACGCUUUAUGGUUCACGAGUCUGUUGAUCUCGCUCAUCUGUGCCCUUUUAUCAACGUUGGUUCAAGAGUGGUCUCGAGCAUACGUACAGGACAUCAAUAGACGAAAGGUCCUUCAUGAGACCGUGCGCGAACGCGCUUUCAAUCACAUCUAUAUCCGUAUGGGCGUCAAUCGCUACGGCAUGGACCAAUUCGUGUCAUGGAUCGUCGCCUUGGUGCAUCUCGCGGUCUUCCUGUUCGCGUGUGGACUCCUAGUCUUCCUCUUUCUUAUCAACCACGUCGUGGCUGGCAUUGCUACCAUGAUCUCUGGGGUCUUCGUGAUCAUAUAUUGCGUCGCCAGUCUGCUCCCUCUACUUGAGAAGAGCUGUCCAUACAGGACUCCUGUAACAUACCUGAUGGCCUUCAUCUACUGGUUCAUUCUCCACAGUCGUAUCGGUGAUGUUCUCAUGUGUUGGCGCCAGGCGGCCCAUGGCAAUGAUCAGGGGAAGACGACAUUUCGUGUCCUCAUCACAAGACAGUACGUAGGUGGCCAGAUAGAGAUCAAUCAUCGACGAGCAGAGGAAUUCUUGGACGAUACUCGAGGCUCAUUCUUGUGGAAACACAUGUAUGUGCAUAUAUCGCGAGAUGUCGACGAGCAAUUCUUCAAACUGUUGCCUGAAUUCAUCGAUCUGCACCGAGGCAGAGAUGCGCUCCUAAGCACACUAUGUGCCGACAACGGACUCGUGAACAGGUUUUACCGGUAUCUUGUUAGACUAUACUCUAUUCACAGGAGCAACGAAUCGUCAACCCCAAUCCCCUUCGAGAUAUUCCCGCUUGUAUCAUACCUCUCCGAAAGAAUGUUCGCUUCAGAGGUUGAACACUACGACGAUGGCCAUACAGGGGCUUUGACAUGUACCAGCCCGAUGCUUCUUAAGGUGGUUGGUAUGAUGCCUUGGAUAGCAACACUAGACGGGCCUGCACGGCUCCAGGCUCAGUUAUGCCUUGCGAGGGUACGAGAAUCCCUUCUAAGACUUUGUCUAAGGGCGUCUACGAAGAUGCCGACUCUCCAGGAAGAGGAAGUGUCGGCAUUCAUUAAUGAAACGUCCCACAGGGAGAACUUCGAGCUCAUGGGACGCCAUCCCAGUGCGAUUCUCCUUUUGCUCGCCAGUGGGACCUACAGGGGAUCUUCUUGGGAGAGUGCAAACGAAUCAAAGCUGUUGCCUUUGCACGACGGCAGCUGUUGCAGAGGCUGGAAAAGCGUUUUCACCCCCGAAGGUCGCGCACAUGUAGCAGCGUGUAACGUCUUGACAAUGAUUGCUUACAUAUUAAACUCCGACGACGACCAAAGACAGUAUGCCGGAAUCCCCCUAUAUAGGAUCAUUCGAGACGUGUUCUCAUACUUUGAUGAACAUGCCUUCAUGCCACAGGAUGACAGAAUGAAGAUCGCUUCCCCCGAGUUUGUGAAUGUUCUGCGAUUGGCUGGGCUUGAUGAAUGGCUCGAACCGGGGAGCACUUUGGAUACUGCACCGAAUCGCGAUGGGCCGAAUUAUUGGUUGCUCACUGCUACUUUCGAAGGCUAUGAUUGUACCAAAAUCCUCCGAGAUCUCGCGCGGCUGGUCACCUUCGAAGCAUACUUUGAGCGCGUAGCAGCAGCUCAGCGUCUGCCCAUGGCAUUAUUGCCGACCCUGGGCACCGUCAACAGCUCGGAUCACCCCCAUCUCGCUCGACCGGUCGCACACGUCGUGAAUGAUCCGGAGUCAACAUCGCCGCGUAACACUCGAACCUCGACGAUAGACGGUAACAUCGGUGGCGUGAGCGAUCAUCUUCCCGCGAGCUCGGAACAUGGGGCCUCCGCUCUUGCCGGCGCUGGGAAAGAUGCGGCUACCGACUCGCAGGGAGACCCACAUAAGGAGUCGGGCAGUGCUGGUGAUCCUACCGAGCUUGAGCGGGAUCCAGCUACGGGGACGGCAGCGCCGCUCCUUGGCGGGAGAAGUGAGGACAAGAUGAACGGAGCUGGGGUACCCGAGUUGGAGACGGUUACCAUUGACCGUGAUCGCAAUUCGCAUACGGAGAAUAGAGGGACUUCGGAUGGAGCGGUGUUCGACACGAGAGCUCGGGCAGAUGCCGAUAUGAGUCAUACUCAUGGGCCAUGA